AUGGAUAACCUGGUGGAUAACAGGGUGGAUAACCUGGUGGAUAACCUGUUGGAUAACGGGGUGGAUAACAGGGUGGAUAACCUGGUGGAUAACCUGGUGGAUAACAGGGUGGAUAACAGGGUGGAUAACCUGGUGGAUAACCUGGUGGAUAACAGGGUGGAUAACAGGGUGGAUAACCUGGUGGAUAACCUGGUGGAUAACAGGGUGGAUAACCUGGUGGAAAACCUGGUGGAUAACGAGUUGGAUAACCUGGUGGAUAACCUGGUGGAUAACCUGGUGGAUAACGGGGUGGAUAACCUGGUGGAUAACGGGGUGGAUAACGGGGUGCAUAACAGGGUGGAUAACCUGGUGAAUAACGUGGUGGAUAACGGGGUGGAUAACAGGGUGGAUAACGGGGUGGUUAACCUGGUGGAUAACCUGGUGGAUAACCUGGUGGAUAACGAGGUGGAUAACAGGGUGGAUAACGGGGUGGUUAACCUGGUGGAUAACCUGGUGGAUAACCUGGUGGAUAACGAGGUGGAUAACAGGGUGGAUAACCUGGUGGAUAACGUGGUGGAUAACGGGGUGGAUAACAGGGUGGAUAACCUGGUGAAUAACGUGGUGGAUAACGGGGUGGAUAACGGGGUGGAUAACGGGGUGGAUAACCUGGUGGAUAAUGGGGUGGAUAACAGGGUGGAUAACCUGGUGGAUAACGAGGUGGAUAACGGGGUGGAUAACGAGGUGGAUAACGGGGUGUAUAACCUGGUGGAUAACGAGGUGUAUAACCUGGUGGAUAACGAGGUGGAUAACGGGGUGGAUAACGAGGUGGAAAACCUGGUGGAUAACGAGUUGGAUAACCUGGUGGAUAACGGGGUGGAUAACCUGGUGGAUAACGAGGUGGAUAACCUGGUGGAUAACGGGGUGGAUAACAGGGUGGAUAACCUGGUGGAUAACGUGGUGGAUAACGGGGUGGAUAACAGGGUGGAUAACCUGGUGAAUAACGUGGUGGAUAACGGGGUGGAUAACGGGGUGGAUAACGGGGUGGAUAACCUGGUGGAUAACGGGGUGGAUAACCUGGUGGAUAACCUGGUGGAUAACGGGGUGGAUAACCUGGUGGAUAACGAGGUGGAUAACCUGGUGGAUAACGGGGUGGAUAACAGGGUGGAUAACCUGGUGGAUAACGAGUUGGAUAACCUGGUGGAUAACCUGGUGGAUAACGGGGUGGAUAACCUGGUGGAUAACGAGGUGGAUAACCUGGUGGAUAACGGGGUGGAUAACAGGGUGGAUAACCUGGUGGAUAACGUGGUGGAUAACGGGGUGGAUAACAGGGUGGAUAACCUGGUGAAUAACGUGGUGGAUAACGGGGUGGAUAACGGGGUGGAUAACGGGGUGGAUAACCUGGUGGAUAACGAGGUGGAUAACAGGGUGGAUAACCUGGUGGAUAACGGGGUGGAUAACGGGGUGGAUAACAGGGUGGAUAACCUGGUGAAUAACGUGGUGGAUAACGGGGUGGAUAACCUGGUGGAUUACAGGGUGGAUAACGGGGUGGAUAACGGGGUGGAUAACCUGGUGGAUAACGGGGUGGAUACUGUGGUGGAUAACGGGGUGGAUAACAGGGUGGAUAACCUGGUGAAUAACGUGGUGGAUAACGGGGUGGAUAACAGGGUGGAUAACAGGGUGGAUAACAGGGUGGAUAACAGGGUGGAUACUGUGGUGGACAACGGGGUGGAUACUGUGGUGGAUACUCAAUCAGUAAAUGACACGCACCUCGAGAAGCAGAUGAGGGGAAUGUAUAAUUAG
Messenger RNA from Oncorhynchus kisutch (coho salmon), 1779 nucleotides. Its product is annotated as S-antigen protein-like. The transcript is spliced from 2 exons. Lineage: Eukaryota; Metazoa; Chordata; Actinopteri; Salmoniformes; Salmonidae. The record is from RefSeq and is a predicted model, not a curated record. Bases 1 to 1779 code for a protein of 592 amino acids.